AGUGUGAACGAAUCUGCCACUAAAGCAGCGACGAUGCCGUAAUAACUUUGUUUUACGCGUGCGCAGAAUGGUUUAUCCGUCCCUUAAUACAUAAAUUGGUUCAUUAAUUGGUUACUUUUCAACUCCCAAAAUAGUGAGCAUUGUUUUUGCAGGUGUAUUCACAUCCUGUCGAGCGGACAGGGACGUGGAUGUGAGCGGAAGAGACUCCUCUUGGUCUGUAUGUGUCUUUGAUACAUCCUGCCAUGGGCGGAAGUGUCUGGGAUUCCGCUCAGUUCACAUCGCCCCAGAUCAGUCGAUUGUAAAGGGAGUCGGGGCGAAACCGUGUGCAUCUCAUACCACAGCAGUACCAGUAGACUGGCUCUAUUCUUCGUUACAGCAAUUUUAAUGCACGCAUAAAUCUGCACGCGGGACAUGCUCCAUCAGGUCAGGCUUUUACUACAACAGACAUGCGUAGUACGUGACACGAGAGGCUAAAUUGGUACUAAUUCUAUUGGGUCUUUAUUUCUAAGGCACGUAUUUUGUUUAAGGUCUGCGCAAUCGACGUGCUCGCCUGCUCGGACACAGGAGAGGAUUAAGUUACUGUUGCUGGCGGCGGAUUAUUUUAUUGGCCUUCUCCUGUCACGCCCGAGUCUGUGGUGGUUUUUUUCUUAUUCGUGGAGCAAAAGCCAGGUAAGCAACCGUACUCACGAAUAAUAACCUCAGUAGCAACCUUCCUCAUCUUCUUAGUGUGUCUCGUGCUGUAACGAAUAACGCGUUAAUACACGGUCUUUGUUGCUCGUGCUUGUUACGUUUGUUACUCCUUGUAUUGUGUGCAGACAACAAUAGAAAUAUAUUCUUCUGUUAUUGUUGUAAUGAUAUAUAAGGUAAGCAAAAUUGUCAUUAUACACCAAGAAAACACUAUCCGUGACAGAGUGGACCUGUUUUAGGCUUUGGCUUUUCCUAUUCAGAAGUGCACAAGUGUGGAGCUUUUUCUAAUCCUCACUAGCUACUGGAAACAAUGCAGGCUAUGGCCGGCAUACCUGCUGAAACACAAUUUGCUUUGACAACUGUAGAGCAUUAGGUAGAUGGCAUAUAGAGUUACUGGUUCCCCUGCCUCAGCAGCUUGGUCACACUGCCCAACCCCCUUUCCCUCACUGCCACAGCAUGUUUUGGUCUCAGGCGGAUCAUGCCCUUUUGUCCACUGAAGCCUGACUGUACUUUUCAGGCCAGGCUCCCAGUUUGAAAGAAUUUGCCUGCUGGUUUGACAGCCCCUCUUUCUCUUCUGCUGACCAGCUCAAAUGUUGGGAAUUUGUUGGAUAAGUGUGAGAUAAAUUGAUGAUUUUUAACACAGGAUUAAGUUUGGUUUGAUGAUUACUUGAGGUCAGUAUAAUCAGCUCUCAUUCAGUCACACUUGCAGUAAAAGAAAAGGUAACUUUUGUUUCUCCACCUGCCAUUGCUUUUCUCUCUCCUCAGACAGAUAAUGUCUUUCCGGCGAGGUGUGGUGCGGCAGAGCAAGUUCCGACACGUCUUUGCCCAGGCGUGGAAAUCAGAGCACUGCAUCGACGAUGUCAGGGUGUCCCGCGUGACGUGGGACAAUCCCCUCUGCGCAGUCAACCCCAAAUUCAUCGCUGUUAUAAUUGAAGCCGGCGGAGGAGGGGCCUUCUUGGUUGUUCCCAUCAGCAAGGUUCAAAACCCUUCUGCAUUACUGAAGCAUCACAUAAACAGGAGAUCGAUAUUCUUAAAAGCUUCUUCCAUCUUUCCUACCAUUCAAUCUGCUGUUAAAAGCAACGCAUCAGCAAUUCCUUGUCUGGCUGAUGCGUUUGCAGCAGCCCUUCUGCAGUUCCAAACAAAUAGAGGACAAAGGUUAAACUCCUGUGAUGUGUUAAACUUUAUCCAACUGGCUGUCACGGUGUUAAUGAUUUUUUUAUUUUUUGUCUGUUUUUAUGACAGAGUGGGAGAAUUGAUCAGUCUUGUCCCACGGUGUGUGGCCAUGCAGCUCCAGUGCUGGACAUCCAGUGGUCUCCUCAUGACGACAACAUCAUAGCAAGUGCCUCAGAGGACUGUACAGUAAAGGUUGGUUAGCAGGAACUGAACUUGUCAAGUUUAUGUGUCAUUUUUGUGGCUCUGUAUCACACAUUAUUGUCACCCAAUGCCACAUUAAACACCAAUACACACAGUAGCUGUGUUCAUUUGGUCUCAGUACUAGUAGUGACGUUAUUUCUUCAGUUGAAGGAAGUUUCCAGCUGUCAGUGUCUCUGUGCCACAUGAUGCUGCUUUGAAACCAUUUUUCACCGUAUAAUAACAUCUAAAAUGACCACAGAGGCUAAAUGUUUACAUGUCUAGCCAAAUUAUUUGAAUAUUUAAGCUAAGUUUGUGAGUAAUAACACCCUUAUCUCAACUCUUAAAAGACUAUUCAAAGACACCUCCUUUGUAAUAAUCAUAAAAAAUUAAUAAAUAUUCGGCUAGACCUUGAAAAUAGCAAAAUCUCCUACUUCCUUUCAUAUUUUUAAAUUAAAAUUCUCUACAUUUUCUAAGUGGAAACUCUUGCAUUAAGGUUGUUUGGUUAUAUUUUCAUCUUCUUGAAUAUAUCUUGUGUGUUUUUAUAGAAGUUUAGUUUUGGGGGGUUUCUGAGGUUAAGUUUUAGUCUAAACCUAAAGCUAUUUUAAAGUUUCUACCACACCCAUGUACAUACCUUUAUAUUUUUGUAUGUCUUUGUAUGUUUUGUGCCUGAACAAAUGAACUAAAUAAGAUGAACUAAACUUGCUUAUGUUGUCCUCUAUGCUUCAGAAAUCUAUUCAUUCAAAUUGAUCAUUUAUUGUAAAAAAAAUGGAUGUGAAAAAUUUAAAAACACAGCUUUACCCCCUCUCACAACAAUUUCAGGUACUCAAAACUAUGAUGCUUCUAUUUUCUUUUAUAUAUCAUAAAAAAGCAUCAAUAUGAAUUUCAGUCAACAUACAUCAAAUACACUGUUUAAGACAUCCAUUUCUGUCAUGUACCUGGUCCGUACCCUAAUGUUAUUUACUGUAGAGGCAUUAAUAGGAACAAAUCUGCUGUGUCUUGUUGUUUAAAGGUGUGGCAGAUCCCAGAUGGGGGCCUCACUAGUCCGAUGACCGAGGCCAUCGUGACCCUCGAGGGACACAGUAAGAGAGUGGGAAUCCUGGCUUGGCACCCCUCUGCCUUCAAUAUCCUCCUGACUGCAGGUGAGCAGAUUCAUCUUGUCAUGGUGCCCUGUGACUGCAGAGAGCGUGGCUCAUAACCCUCUCUGAACUCCACCUGCGUGCAGUGUAGUUCAUGUGUUUUCCAUAUAUUUACAUUAUCACCCAAACCCAAGAGGCUAUGCUGAAGGACUGUGGCAGAAUAUCAUGAAGCCAUUGUUAAAGACAUAUGUCACCCUUUGAAAAACAGGCUACAAAUAGUCCUUUAUGAAUGUGCCAAACACUUAUAGAAAUCCAUUUGUGAAUGGUGAGCGUUUAGGAACGGCUCUUGUCUUACUGUGUGGUGUUCAGUGACAGCCAGUUCAAAUACUACUGCAUUAUACAGGCAAGGAAUUGGAUUUCCGUCCCUCUGUAAUUCAAAGUGUGCUGUGCAAGUUUAGAGGAGAGAGUGAUUAACCUAAAAAAUAAUUACACUUGGCUGCAAAGCUGCUGGAUUUAGUUUCAUUAGCAUAAAACCCUGAGGUAACAUAGUUUCUGGAGCUAGAUUAUUAACUCUUUGUGUCUGUCAGUUGUGCAAUAAGUGAGUUAGAGUGAGCGCUAUGGUACAAACAGGGCAGAAGUUUUAAAAUAUGAAGAAAUAUCACAGCUUUCUCAAACCAAGAUAGGAAAAAAACAGCUUUAAAGUCCCCCAUAAGCCUGGUUUCAUUUCUCAGAAACAUGAGAUAUUGCACUGGCUCCUCAUUGUUUUCAGAGAUGUACUAAUGUACUGGUGUACAUCUGCAUUGACAGAGUAGAUCCUUGUCUCAGUAUGCAAAGCUCUUGGAUGUGCUCCCAGGUUAUAAAUCAGUUUGCAGUCCCCUCUGGCUACAAAAGUCUCUUGCUUCAGUAUUGUUUUUCUUAUAGGAGCUUUGCUGCUUUAGUAACUUAAUUCUGCUUUAUUUCAAUAUCUUAAGAAACAUCUUUAAUGCAUUUUUUAAAGAAAAGUUCCAACAAAAAUAAAACUCAAACAUGCUGCACAUUCUGUCCACAAUAGGAGUCAUCUCAGGUGUUGUGUUUCUUGCUCAUUCCUUGCUCUGUAGUUUUGUUUAUUCUGAUCAAAAUUCUUGUCUCCAGGCUGCGACAAUGUGAUUUGCGUGUGGAACGUCGGCACCGGAGAACUUGUGUACCAGCUGAGCGAUGCCCACCCUGACCUGAUCUACAGCGUCAGCUGGAACAAGGACGGCAGCGCUGUCUGCACCGUCUGCAAGGACAAGGCUCUGCGCGUCAUCGACCCGCGAAGGGGCGCCGUUCUGAAGGUUGUUAUCCGUUUUUGCUUUGAGGGCAGAUGUGUUCCUCAUGACCCUUUUUAUGAACGUUUGAUUGGUUCUUUCAGGUUAAAGAGAAGGUUCAUGACGGCACCCGGCCAAUGAGAGCGGUGUUUCUGUCAGAUGGAAAAAUCCUGACCACAGGCUUCAGCCGUAUGAGCGAGAGGCAGCUGGCAUUGUGGGAUACUGUAAGUCUGCCUUGACUCCCAUUGAUUAACACUGAGAUUGUAGUCAUAUUGACUGAUUAUAUUCAAUGUUAUGCACACUUCCUUUGAAAAAUGAGCUCAGCAUCUAUUACCUCAUGAUCCCGUUCUUAAACAAAUCACUUUGUCUAACAUUUGAUGUAUCACAAUAGCAGCCUUGGUUAUAAAGAUAUUAUAAUAUUUAACGCUUGUUUACUUUGUAAUUGUUUUUUACAGAAAGAUCUCUCUGAACCAAUGGCAGUGCAAGAAAUGGAUACAAGUAAUGGAGUCCUUUUACCCUUUUAUGACCCUGAUACCAACAUGGUCUACCUGUGUGGAAAGGUAAGAACACAGGAUAGAAUGAAGAGUUACACUAGCUUAAUCAGUUAGCGUCAUUUUCUAUUUUGACAUUAUCUUCUGAUUUUUAGGGAGACUGCACCAUCCGGUACUUUGAGGUGACAGAUGAAUCCCCCUAUGUCCACUUCCUCAGCUUAUACAGCAGCAAGGAGCCUCAGAGGGGCGCUGGCUUCCUCAGUAAAAGAGGCGUGGAUGUCAACAAGUGUGAAAUUGCCAGGUAAACAUGCUGACAUGUGUUUCUCUGUGUUCAUGGUUAACUUGUUUACUUCUCUAACAAUCCUGCCAAGUCUUGCCAAUGUUUCAAACAUUAAACUCAUAUUCUUCUGUGCUGUAGAGCUCCAUUAUCAUCCUGAAACCCAUCAAUACCACAACCAUUAGCCUCCAGAAUGAACUGCAAGCUUUUCCAUCGUAGCAUUAAUUUGACUCCUCGAAAAUGCAUCACACAGUAGAAUACAAAUUUCUACAUUGUAUACUUCUAUAUUCAUAAAAGCAGCAUGUUAAACACAGCUUACAUUGUAGAGAACAAAAGGGUAUUAAAGUGUGCCUUAAAUACUCUAGUUUACUGUACUUAGAUCAGUUUAUCAAAAGUCAGCUUGCGUACCAAAUUCCCCCGCUGUAAAUAUUUAUUAUGGCAUUCAAUGUGCUUUUAUCUAAGCAGUCCCCAGCAGAUGCAGUUUCAUGAAACACCAUCACAUACAACUAUUUAAGGAAGUCACAAAGCCAGUAUUUAAAAUAGAACUGCAGUAUGUCACUGAUUUUGACGCGCUGAAACAUUUAGGUGUUGGUCUGGCUUUAUGAGUCAGCACCUAAAAGAAAAAAAACAUAAUUAAACACUUACCUCAUAAGCAAAAUGGAGAAGUCACCAGAAUAACCCUUUAGCACUUUUUUAAAAAUUGCUUGUCUCCUGCAGGUUCUACAAACUCCACGAGAGAAAAGUGGAACCCAUUUCUAUGACUGUACCAAGAAAGGUAACCAACGCAUAACCUUUGAAAAUAUAUAUUUCUGAAAGGUCUACCCUGUAAAUUACAUCAUCUGGAGGGCAGCAUAUGGUUCUCGAAAACCUGAAUUGUUUAGCAUUAAUAGAAACUUCUCAGAUGUGUGCACUUAUGCAUUUCUGUACCCUCAUGGAUCCUUGCUUUUGAACUGGUGAUCCCUCGUCUCUUAAGAGUGAAGGGUACGGUGUUUAUGAUUUCCAGAGUUGUGUCAAACUUAGAAUCUGAAGACCAAGGGACUUUUGUUUAUGGGUUUGACCCCAAUGAGCCAUCAGCUAUUUGGAUAUGGUUUCCUCUUUGCAUGGUACAGUUAACCUGCAUUUGUGGUUGCCUGAAAAAACUUAAUACCAACAGUGGUUUUUGGUUGUAAUAGUGGUUUUCAUGGUAUAGUCAUGUCUAUUUUGUAAAGAAGUGGUUUUCACUUGAGACGAUGUUGUACAAGGUUUUUCCCAGAUUCUGUGAAUCUUUAAUUAUUUUGGACUCCAGAUGAUGAAACCCUAAAGUCCUUAGAUUUGAACCUUAAAGGGAUAUUCCGGCGUAAAAUUCAUUUGGGUUCAAACACACCGUAACCCCUAGUUAGACACCCUGUCGAGAGAUGAAUGUUGCCGACUGCUUGCUUCUCUACUUAUACCAACUUUAGUAACGACCGCACGAUAGAAAUACAAAGCAGUCUCAGGAGCCACACGCAAACCUCAACCAAAAAGCCACUCUACAGACACAAAUAAUGCUCAGAACAGCACCGAACUUCAUCAACAGUACAUAUAGGGUCCCAGCCACAGCACUAGCCACCAAACAUCUUUUUAACUUUGACUGAUUUCUUUGGCAAAGAGACUAAAAACAACUCACCUACUCUCUUCCAGCAGCCACUUGUUUGUAGCAACAAACGCCAGAAUUUUAUGCCAGAAUAUCCCUUUAAGUAACAUAAUUUUGAAGUUGUUGAACUAUUUGCUCUCGCAGUCUCUCACAGAGUGAUGAACUUCUUCCCAUUUUUACAUCAGAUCGACUCAAAAGUGUCCUUUAUAAACUCUGCUGUGUCACUAAUCUGUUUUAAAUUAAUGUAAUUAGUUGGAGGAUGUUCCUCCGGGUGUGUUUUUAUAGCAUUAUGCAGUUUUUCAAGUAUUUUGUUGUCAGAACCUUUGUGAAACCCAGCAUCAGAUUUAGGGUUGCAACCCAGAGAUUACCUUUUUACAUUAGUUGGAUUACAUGCCUCUUUCCGUGCCCUGGAAAUCUUUCCAUAACUGUAAUAAAAAUCAAUUUCCUGUCUCCGUUCUGCGUCCCCAGUCGGAUCUGUUUCAAGGAGACCUCUAUCCGGACACAGCUGGCUCAGAGCCGGCUCUCCUUGCAGAUGAAUGGAUCGCUGGCCAGGAUGCUCCGCCCCUGCUGGUCUCUUUGAGUGGUGGGUACUCAGCUCCUCCAUCCAAGCAAAGAGACACCCUCAGAAGCAAACCCAAGCUGGUCUCGCAGGACUCUGGGACUGGGGCUGCCCAGCCCUCUGCAGCAUCUCCCACGUCUACUUUUACCUCUGCAGCUAAGGAGGUAGAAGAAGAGGCGCCACAGCCAAGAGUAGCCACAACAGAUGGAAACAGCGAGAGGCCGAAGCGAGAGGUGAGUGGAGAAAAAUUCGACAAAAAAAAAACAAGUUUAGGGUGAUCGAAUUCUGACUUCCCAAAAGGAGGACAUGAUUAAGCGGGGGCGGAGUCACAGAGUCGCACAAAGUUCAUUUUGAGAGUGUCUUUUAUGCGCUUCUAAGUCAGUAAAUCCACCUGACACAAAAUCAAAUGUCUUGUACAAAACCACAUACAUUUGAAGGAUUUUAUAAACUUCCCUGGACAAAGCUGGACAAGCCCGGAUAGCCUGGACAGCCCUCCAAAAAGAGGACAUGUCCGGGUUAAAGAGGACUUAUGGUCACCCUGGACAAUUUGAUUCCUCCUGCACUCUAAACAUAUCUAAAUCCACUUUACUGAUGUUUCACUGAUGGCUUCUUGUCUCCCUCUUGCAGGACGAGCUGUUGACUGAGCUUUUAGCGGAGAUGAAAGCCUUGCGCGCCGUCGUCCUCGCCCAGAGCCAGAGGAUCGAGCUGCUGGAGAGGCAGCUGGCUCGGAUAGAGGACGGGGAUGUAUGAGCAACGGUGAAGGAGCACUACAUUCGCAGGGGCAUUCUUUCUUAGUCCAUAGACCAUAGCCUUACUAGAAUCAACAGUACCUUAAGCUGUGUGAGUGGGAGAAUGUAGUGUAGGAUAGCAAACAAACUGUGAAUCACAUUCGCUCACAACCAGCUCAGCUGUUGUGAUGAAAGUGAGACAACAGUUUGUUUAUGCGAUAGGUUUUCAGACUGUUGCAGAGAAUUGGGUGUCACCUGCAUAAAGUGAUAGUGAUACAAUGUUGUGUUUUUCAUAUGAAGGAGUGUUGUAGCAGCUUCUCGGUGGUGCGUAUAGUGCGUUUUUGAGCUUUGCUGAAUCCUUGCAUUCAAUUUGAAGGGCUUCGAGGGCUUUAAAGGCACUAUCGCCUCAAAUUAAUGCACAAAAAAAGUGAUGAAAAGUGUCACAAAAAGAAGGUCAACAUGCUAUAGCAAAGCAAUUCAGUACCUCUAAUAUGAUUUUUUCUAUUUAGCACUAAAAAUAUAACCAUUAGGGCUGAUUAAUCAGGUAGUUAAAGCUGCUUAACUGUGAUGUCAUAUCAGAAACCCCAACUGUUAACUCAUUGUGUGACUUUGUACUUAUUUUACUACAUUUUAGGAUGCAGUGUGUAAGGUAAACGGUAGGAAAAAAAAUACUUCUGGCACAGAAAUCAUGAGCUUGACAGUGAAGAGAGGAGAAGAAUAGAUGAAGGGGGUGUAGUUACAUAAUUAAGUGUAUUAUAAUUAUCUCUGUAGUCUUUGAAGUCAAUGAAAAUCCCUUGUGAUUUUGUACCUCAUAGCUGUACGCUAAAAUGAAAGCUGUAACUUUACAUGCACUAAUAUCAACAUGACACUUGUAUUAUACUAAAAUUGUUCCAGACAACAGUUUGGUGUUUUUAGCCACAGGAAAGAGGAAGUAAAAGUGAAAUGUGAACCAUUUUCUACUGUUUGAAAAUUGCAUUUGUAUUGGUGUUAAAAGAAGGAAAAAUAUCUUUGAUUUUGUUUUUUAUUCUAGUUUUUUUUUUCAUAGUUAUUUGUAGACUCAUUCGUCUCUGAUCAUGUAACAAUGUUACAUUCCACUUCAAGUUAUCCCUUUAUAACUUCGCUAAUUUAUAUUUCUUUAUGCACUGACCUCUUAACACUAACUGUAAAACUGGUAGCAAUGAGACUACUCCACUGUUUAAACUCAAUAAACAUUCAUUCCUCCUUUGUAUUAAUUAAAUGACUUUUCAAGAUGUUUUGUUUGUAAAA
Xyrichtys novacula (pearly razorfish) is the source of this 9335-nucleotide messenger RNA. NCBI's taxonomy places the organism in Eukaryota, Metazoa, Chordata, Actinopteri, Labriformes, Labridae. The record is from the annotation of a GenBank genome assembly.